This is a messenger RNA of Naumovozyma dairenensis CBS 421, 1338 nucleotides long. RefSeq lists its product as uncharacterized. The coding region runs from base 1 to 1338 and encodes 445 amino acids. Gene Ontology annotation, cellular component: fungal-type vacuole membrane. Gene Ontology annotation, molecular function: transmembrane transporter activity. The record is from RefSeq and is a predicted model, not a curated record. Gene Ontology annotation, biological process: transmembrane transport. The transcript has a single exon. NCBI's taxonomy places the organism in Eukaryota, Fungi, Ascomycota, Saccharomycetes, Saccharomycetales, Saccharomycetaceae.
AUGCAGAUCGUUAAAGAAGUGCGUGAUGCCCCCAAAGAUAUCAAAUUAUUAUGGUUGUCAGUAUUCUUGAGAUUGUUAGCAUAUGGAUUAACGAAUCAAGUGUUAACUCUCUUCUUAAGAGCCAUCGAUAUGACUGAAGACAAAAUAGGUAUAUUCAUGUCACUAACGCUGGUAGGUGAUGUCUUUUGCUCAUAUAUAUUAACAUGGUAUGCAGAUUCAUGGGGCAGAAGGAACGUUCUAAUAUAUGGGUCCAUUAUGAUGAUGUUAAGUGGGUUAGUUUUCAAUUAUUUUGAAAACUUCUAUAUAUUAUUGACCUUUGCCAUAUUCGGCGUCAUUUCUCCAUCAAGUGAUGAAGUCGGACCAUUCAAAUCUAUUGAAGAAUCAAUGAUUGCUCAUUUAUCUCCGAUGAAUAGAAGACCCGAGAUUUAUGCCAUGCAUGCAUUAGUAGGUACCAUGGGAAGUGCUCUUGGUGCAAUAUCUUGUGGGAUUUUCAUCGAUCUUUUAAAGAAAAUGACUUGGGCUACUUCAGAUUUACAGUGUUAUAAAUUGGUAUUCCUCUUAUAUGCAUUAUUUGCAUCAGGGAAAGUCAUUGUAAUGCUCUUAUUAUCAGAAAAGACAGAAUUAGAUGGUCGUUUCCAUGAUCAUAUCGAAGACGAACAUUUAGCAGAAGCUAUAGUAAAUGAUGAAAUGGUGCCAUUAAUAGAACAACUUAGUCAUCCAAAUCAAAAAUCAAAUAAACUGUCACAAGAAACUGUGUCUGUUUUGGUUAAAUUAUUAGUUAUUUUCAUGGUGGAUUCCUUAGGUAGUGGAUUUAUGACAAGUGGAUGGAUGGUUUAUUAUUAUAAGAAUACAUUUGCCAUGUCAGCUGUAGGAUUAGGAAUGACGUUCUUUGUAUCUCAAUUCGUAAUGGCUUCCUCCACUAUCCCAUCAUCUAUCAUUGCAAGAAUGUUUGGACCAGUAAGAGCUACUUUAUUAGUGCAAAUACCAUCCGGUAUAUUUUCCAUUUUGAUUCCAUUCGCUGAGUCAUAUUUACCUAUUUCUAUCUUAUUAUUGAAUUGUCAUUUCUUAACGACUGCUAUGGAUGUCACACCAAGACAAAUAUUAUUAACAAACAUUAUUAAACCUAAAGAUCUGACAAAAGUAAUGGGUAUCGUGAACAUCGGGAAGACUUUCUCCCGUUGUAUUGGCCCCAUUUUCACUGGUAUCUUAGCAAAAAUGAACUAUUUGUGGCUUUGUUAUAUUAUUAGUGGUUCCCUAGUCAUUACAGCUGAUUUCAUCUUAGCCUGUUGGUUUUUGCCCAUCGAUGCCCAAAUCUUAAAACAAGUCAACCAACAAUAA